AUGGCCGUUUUUUUUAUUUUAUUAACUAUUUCAAGGUUCGUAUCUAUAUCAUUGGUGUUUCUGAACAAGUAUCUUCUGAGUAGCAGUGAUGUCAAGCUUGAUGCCCCACUGUUCAUAACAUGGUUCCAAUGUGUAGUGGCCGUCGUUAUCUGUUUCUUCCUUAGCCUUGCCGCUAAAUUUUUUCCAAACAUCAUCACAUUUCCAGAGUUUAAAAUUGAUUUUGGCAUUGUUAAACAAGUCUUGCCGUUGUCGAUAAUAUUUGUGAUGAUGAUAACGUGUAACAAUCUUUGCCUCAAGUACGUCGGGGUUGCUUUCUAUUACAUUGUCAGAUCUCUCACCACAGUUUUCAAUGUCAUUCUCUCCUACAUAAUCUUGAAGCAGACGACUUCGGGCAGAGCAAUUGCAUGCUGUGGCAUCAUCAUUGCCGGCUUUGGUCUUGGUGUUAAUCAAGAAAAUGCUAUGGGUGACCUAUCAAUCUGGGGCGUAAUAUACGGAGUCGGGGCAAGUUUAUUCGUUGCAUUGAACGCCAUCUACACUAAAAAAGUUUUGCCGGCCGUUGACGAAAAUAUCUGGAGGCUGUCCAUUUACAACAAUUUAAAUGGCUGCUUUCUAUUUUUGCCUCUCAUGAUAAUUGCCGGGGAAUUUCCAGAAGUGUUGAAAUUUCCGAAACUUCUCGAUCUUACAUUCUGGUCGUUUAUGGCGCUCAGUGGUGUCUUCGGGUUUGCCAUUGGCUAUGUUACAGGACUUCAAAUACAGGUUACAUCCCCGCUAACCCACAACAUUUCCGGGACAGCCAAGGCAGCCGCCCAGACGGUCCUAGCGACGAUUUAUUACCACGAAGUUCGAGAUUACCUGUGGUGGUUUAGUAACGGGGUCGUUCUGUUUGGUUCUGCAGCCUACACGCACGUAAAAAGGCAGGAAAUGAAGAUGAAAUUUGAGGAGGAUAAGAAAUUAGUCGAAGAAAAAAUUGUGAAAAGCGAUGAUGUGAGUGAUGGCUGUGCUGAUGCUGUUGUUGUUGGCGGCGAUAUUGGCGGUGGGAGUAAGAUGGUUGUGCUUAAUGUUUAA
Helobdella robusta is the source of this 1065-nucleotide messenger RNA. RefSeq lists its product as hypothetical. The transcript is spliced from 6 exons. Gene Ontology annotation, molecular function: antiporter activity. Gene Ontology annotation, biological process: GDP-fucose import into Golgi lumen; protein O-linked glycosylation via fucose. Gene Ontology annotation, cellular component: Golgi apparatus. NCBI's taxonomy places the organism in Eukaryota, Metazoa, Annelida, Clitellata, Rhynchobdellida, Glossiphoniidae. The coding region runs from base 1 to 1065 and encodes 354 amino acids. The record is from RefSeq and is a predicted model, not a curated record.